This is a messenger RNA of Malaya genurostris, 1372 nucleotides long. RefSeq lists its product as uncharacterized. The record is from RefSeq and is a predicted model, not a curated record. NCBI's taxonomy places the organism in Eukaryota, Metazoa, Arthropoda, Insecta, Diptera, Culicidae. The coding region runs from base 78 to 542 and encodes 154 amino acids. The transcript has 2 exons.
UUACUAUCCAAGCAACCGUGUCAUGUUGUUUGACUUUUGUAAAUUGUGAAAGAAAUAGAUUGUUCAACUCAUAAAAAAUGCAGUCCGUCGCGGGAAACAUUCAAACGGCGAAAAAAAAUUGUCUUUCCCAGAAUUAUCCCUUUCGUGUAGAUCCCGAAGAACCGGAACAACAGGAGUGCGUUGAUCUGCCGGAGACAGAAUAUGACAGCAAUUUUGUUUGUCGUAGAUUUGUUAACAAACCGAAAUCGGAACGGGAUUUGUGGCGCGAACAGUUUCGCUUGAAGGCAACAGAGAAAAUUUUAAAACAAGCACAGGAGCAGUAUGAAACUAUUCAUCGACAGGAGCAGGAACGUAUGCCGCUGAGGAAGCAACCGGACUAUUACAUGAGCCGGGACACAAGUGACGAUCCACAGUAUAACCUUUACAAAACGGACGAUAUGACAACUUUCUGGAGCUAUCGUAUGAGACCCAAUACGUGUAGAAGAAGGAACACAAAUUUUACGAAACCCAUCAGUGAGCAACUAAAUUAUCAGUUUGGAUGAUUUUUUAGCUUUUGGUCGAACUUUUCUUUUUUUACUUAAACAACAAUUAAACAAAGGCAUCGAAUCGUGUAUCGUUAUUCUUAUUAUUCAUUCAUGGCCUUCUGGAUUACGAGAAAUGUUAUAACCUGCUAGAUGUAAAUAUUCCGUAUCCUAGACACAGUUCUCACUUCCACUUCCACUUUUAUGUCACUCUCAUAUCGGCCCUUCGCCCUUAUUCUGAAUAACGUCGUAUCGUUUUUUCCCUCGUAUUUCAUUUGUAUUCCCCAUAACGCUAGCAAAAUCAAAGGUAGCUAUGAUUCGAUCGAACCACAUUCGAUCGAAAAAUCAAUACGUCGUUAUUCAGAAUAAGGGCGCUUAUUACCGUUCUCACUUCCCCUUCCACUUUCACAUCACUUCACUUGAUUUGACCUAUUACUAGUAUCACGCAUAGUGAAAUGAGCACUGUAGUGGCUCUUGUAAAAAGUUAAUGAUUCUUGUAUUGAAUCCGUAUCCGGUUUCUGCUCUCAAUGUUUUUGAGUGAUGUAAUUGAUUUAUGGACAAUAUUUAAAAAUUGAUGACUCGAAGAGCAAACGUAAAAAUAGGCAAAACGGUGUUUGCAUCUAACACAAACUUUAGGGAUUUAACCCCUAAAUAACCUCAACCUGUACGGCCAUUGAGCCGAAACUUGUUUCGUUCGAGACAUCAGUUUAGAAAUCCCACUCAGAUGCAACCGUGCAGUUUUUUACAAAUAGCGGUUUAUAUUAAAAAAAAGAUGUGGAAACAAGUAAAGGAAAACAAUUAUAUACAAACGAUUGUGACGAUGUUGUGAGUUGACGAUUAGGCUUUUUCAU